GGCGACGGGCGGUUCGCGUGUGGAUCGAGAAUAAAAUUAUAGCACGUGAAACAAAAACGAUCGAAAGAUAGGAGAGAAACGAAAAUAAAGUAAAUAAUGUACACAGUGCAUAACCAUAUAUAAUUAAAAUAAAUUUACGCUUCGCUGACGAUCUGCAUAAGUUCAAUGAAGAAGCCAGCAGAAGGCGCACAAGACAAAGCAGACACUGAAAAUCGAGGAGUAAAGGGAGCAACAACAAGAGCGAGUGACAAUUUUAGUAAUUACCUGUGAAAAGUGCAUACAACAAAUAAAACAAAAAUUAAUACAAUUCGAAUUAUCAGCUAUGUGUCAAAGAAUUCAUAAGAAAUAUCUGUGAUUUUUUGUCUUAUAUGUAAUUUCAUUCAUACAUAUAUUGCGUUUUGUGUUAGUAGCUUGGUCGCUUCCUAUGCGCCAUUCUAUUUUUUUGCGUCUCAAACAUAACGGAGAAAGCAUCCGCAAUAACAACAACAAAGAACAACAAUUUGCUGCAACAGAACUUUUACAACCGAAACAGCAGCGUGUGUGACGUCGUCGACGCAACAGACGAAUCCCAUCAACUUAUAUCGUCUUAGCUAGUCGUAAUUAUCGGCUAUGACCCUCUUGCCAGACUUAAAGGCUGCUGAUGCCGCAUGCUGUGGCGGUGGUGGCAACAGUUCAAGUGACGCCAGCAGCAGUGGAAGUGGAAGUUGCGGCAAUGUCAACACGAAAGGACAACUUCAUGAGAGCACGAAAGGAUGCCUGGGCUUUGAUUGUUGCACCGCCAAGGCGGGAUCCAGUUCCGAAAUAUCCAUCGAUGAGACUGCAUCGACAUCUUCGCGCACUCUGGCAGCGAAAGUAAACAAUAAUCUGAGUAAUUUCGAUAAAGAAAUCUAUGCCAAUUUCGAUCAUUGCCAAAAAGUCGAUAUCGAGUUUUCCGAUGUCCGUUAUGAAGUGCGUAAAUUUUCCUUUCCCGAACGCAAAUUUGUGACCAAGGAAAUUCUACAUGGUCUAAAUGGACAAUUUCGUGCUGGUGAAUUGACAGCCAUUAUGGGACCCUCUGGAGCUGGCAAGAGUACGCUACUUAACGUCAUGUCGGGAUUUUGCGCCACUGGAGUCUCGGGCAGUAUACGAGUGAACGGUAAACCUAUGUCGCCAAGUUCAGAAAAAUUUCGCCAAAUGGUAUGCUAUAUUCAUCAAGAUGAUCUAUUGAGACCACAGUUAAUGGUGGGUGAAGUAAUGCUGCUGGCAGCUCAUCUUAAAUUGGGAUUCAAAGUCUCGAAAACGCACAAAAUGAAUUUGAUCAAACAUAUUCUUACUCUGUUGGGUCUGGAUCAUCGUUAUAAUGUCUUUACUGCAAAGCUUUCGGGUGGACAGAAGAAACGUCUCGCCAUUGCCCUGGAAUUGAUAAGCAAUCCUCCUGUACUCUAUCUGGAUGAGCCAACAACGGGUCUGGAUAGCUCAUCUUGCAGUUCUUGUGUGGCACUGCUAAAGAAACUUGCCCUUCAGGGUCACACAAUUGUGUGUACCAUACAUCAGCCGAGUGCCUUGAUCUUUGAAAUGUUUGACAAACUUUAUACGGUGGUCGAUGGCCAUUGUAUGUAUCAGGGGCCUGUCCGAGAACUAGUUCCAUUUCUUGCCGAACAGCAGCUGGUGUGUCCUAGCUAUCAUAAUCCUGCCGAUUAUUUGCUGGAAGUAGCAGUAGGGGAACAUCAACGAGAUUUGGAUGAGUUAAUAAAUGCGGCCAAUGUUAAGUAUUAUGAUGAUGUAGCUCGAUAUCGGUUCAUUAAGCCAGCCGAUGUAACCAGAAUAAUGGCAACAAUAAAAGAAAAUAUUGAAGGCAGCAAAAUAAGUCAAAAACAGACAUUACCCAAUGUGGCGCAAUUCUCAAGUUUUGAUUAUGUAAAACCAGCCCAGCAGGAUUUGGCUCUUGAAGAGAUCAAGGCAUUGAGCGGAGCUUCCAAAGAGACAACAUUCGAGCUGCAAGAGAAGCAACAGUCUCAGUCACUGGCCAAUGUCACAGUCACAGAGAAGCAACAACACCUGCCCAUCAGUUCGGCCUCGUUCCUCAUGCAAUAUUUACUCCUGCUGCAACGCAUCUUGAUGUGUGCCAGACGUAACUAUUUUCUUUUGCUGGCUCGAAUCGUCUCGCACAUAUUUAUUGGCAUUAUUUUUGGCUAUCUGUACAUGAAUGUGGGUAAUAGUGCCACAUCGGUUCUUGGCAAUUAUGUCUAUCUGUAUGGCUCAACUCUACUUCUGGUAUACACGGGGAAAAUGGCUGUUGUCUUGACAUUUCCGCUGGAAAUCGAUAUGCUGACAAGAGAGCAUUUCAAUCGCUGGUAUAAAUUGGGGCCAUACUUUUUAUCGCUGAUCUCCUUUGAAAUACCCUUUCAGAGUUUGUGUACAGCCCUGUACAUAAUUAUUAGUGUGCAUUUAACAGGAAACGAUAGUGUUGAGUCCUUCCGCAUCUAUUAUUUCAUACUGCUGGGAAUAAUGGCUUCGUUGAGUGCCCAGGCCUGGGGUUUCUUUGUUGGAGCCACACUGCCGACUAAGCUUGCCGUCUUCCUGGGUCCCAUUCUGGCUGUGAUGUUCUCCGUUUUUGGCUUCUGCACACGUUACAUUGAUAUAACUCCUCUGUUUCGUUGGAUGUGGCACUUAAGCUAUUUCCGUGCGGGCUUCCAUGGUGCUUUGAAUGCCAUCUAUGGCAUGGAUCGCAAUUUCUUGGAGUGCCCUGACACGGCAAUUUAUUGCCAUUUCAAAUCUCCGGCUGUUUUUCUCAAGUACAUGAUGAUUUCGGAUGUUCAUAUGUCCGAUUGCUUAACACUAAUGAGCAUUGUGAUCAUUGUGAUGCAUGUUCUGACCAUUGCGACCCUCUGGUACAAGCUGAACAGGCGUUAGAAGCGAUUUUUAAGCUAUAUAGAUAUAACAUACCAUACAUCGAUUAAGUUUUAUGUUUUAUGUGUGUAGCCAUAUAAUAUAUAUUUGUCUAUAUAUAUAUAUAUAUGCUUACAAAUAUGUGAGGAAGGGUCUACAAUCUCAUUUUUAUCAACCCGAUCAGUUAAACUAGAAAUUCCCUGAUCAUCUAUUGUUUAACUUAAUUAUUUAUUCACAAUUUAGUUAGACAUACAUAUAUAUAAUAUCUCGACUAAAGGCUUUAGGGUAGUGAUUUAUUACAGUUUAGUUCUUAAGUUUGCUGAAAUACCAAAAACAAAUCAAAAUAGAAGCAAAACCAGGCAACAACCACAAAGCAAAUUCAUUACAAUUCAAUAUUCAAUCUACCUUGCCAUUUUCUUUUUCUUUCCAUUUUGUUUUCUAUACAUAUUUUUUAUUUAUCAUUUAAUUUUAGUGAAAAAUUGGGGCUCCUUCCCGCCGACCCCGUUGCUAUGCCAAAACAUAAAGUCACACAUUCAUUUUGUACGUACAUAUAUGUAGAACCCUUUAUAAUAUAAGUAUAUAAAAUAAAAUGGGGGUUACUUUAAGAAGCCAACAGCAAAAACUACUUUGUGAUUAAUUUGAUUAUGUAAUUGAACUUUUGUUUUGUGUUUUCUUUUAUUAUUUUAUUAUUAUUUUUUUUUGUUUUGUAUUAGUUUGUUUAGUUUCUAAGUGUUUAUAAUAAGAAUCCUCAUGUUUAGAAUGGAUGAACGAUCUUUUGCUUAUAUAUAGCUUUGAUUUUUUAAUAAAUAAAUUUUGGUACAGUUUUUAAUUGA
Drosophila willistoni is the source of this 3701-nucleotide messenger RNA. Its product is annotated as ATP-binding cassette sub-family G member 4. NCBI's taxonomy places the organism in Eukaryota, Metazoa, Arthropoda, Insecta, Diptera, Drosophilidae. The transcript is spliced from 11 exons. The record is from RefSeq and is a predicted model, not a curated record. Bases 610 to 2892 code for a protein of 760 amino acids. Gene Ontology annotation, molecular function: ATP binding; ATP hydrolysis activity; ABC-type transporter activity. Gene Ontology annotation, cellular component: plasma membrane.